UUCAAAAAAAUGCUUGGACGGGCGCUCGUCCGCUCCUUUGUCCAGCCGACGGCUGCGAUCACAACUCAACUAGCUGGCGUACAUCAUCACCAAGAAGCCACCGAUAUGAAGCGAUUUACGGGAGUUACGAGGUCCAACAAGGCAAAAGCCAACAGAAAUACGCACGUCAACGAGAAAUUGUUCAGAAGGAUGCGCGGCCGUAAAACCCUUCUAAUCGAGCUUCCCGAGGACUCGGCUCGCGAAAAAGAAGCCGAAAUGUCGCCCGGCGAAAUGCGUACAGAACUACUGAAACGGGGAAUUAAUCCGUAUAAAGAGGCACAGCCACGUGUGUGGAAUGAGGCACAAGUCACGUUUCAGUCGAUUUACGGAAUCGCCGAUCCCUAUGUCCCACCAGAAAAUCCUGGCUCAUUUACCGACGUUAAUAACAAAUUCGACGAGGUUAAGCAGCGAAUUCAACACAAAUUCUACAAUUGGCGUAUGGGAACGAAUCGAAUUCGCAAGAAGCAGGGAUUCGAGAAAUUUGAUAUUAAAACGUUUUGCGCAAAAGCCGAAGAUAUCUAUGUACAGGCUCACCGAGCAUUGGAACAGAGGGAUAAGACGGCAAUGUAUAAAUAUAUUACCGAAUACGCGUUUGCGAAAAUGUGGCCCGACGUUGAAAAUGGCUCCGUUCGUUUCGAGCUCAUUUCAGUGUUGGAACCGUCUCGAGUCGUUGCCGUUCGAUGUUUCGAUAAUCCGCCGAAAUCUGGAAAUGAUAUUGCACAGAUUACUGUACGAAUGCAUACACGACAGAAGCUUGCAGUUUAUGAUCGAUUUGGAGGGCUUUUAUUGGGCUCCGAGGACGAGGAGAAAGAUGUCGUCGAAUACGUAGUUUUUGAGAAUCAUAUUGCCGUAGUCGACGGAGAAUGGAGGCUUCACGGUAAAAUCUAUCCGAAAUGGAUUGACGCGAAACAGGGAAUGGUCGGUACACAGAUGCUCAGCGCGGAGCAAGUCGAAAAGCAGCACGCUGAGGCAAAAGCUCUUCCGUUGAGAACUACUGAGAAGUUGGAGGAGGCGAAGAAGGAGAAGGAGCAGCAGGAGAUUUGAUGCACCAUGUCGUUUUUUUUCGUUGUAGAUUUAUAGUAGUUUUUACACUGUUUUUGUUGGGAAAAUCGUGAAAAUUUGGAGUUUUUGAGCUAAAAAUGAGCAUUUUUGGGUUAAAAAUGACCAAUUUUCGAUGUAAAAUUCAAUUUUGGAGCUAAAAAUGAGCAUUUUUGAGGCAAAAUUGAGCUUUUUCGUCCUAAAAAUAAGAAUUUUGGCCUAAAAUUGAGUAUUUUUGACCUAAAAAUGGCCAAUUUUCGAUAUAAAAUUCAAUUUUUGACUUAAAAAUGAGCAUUUUUGAGCCAAAAUUGAGUAUUUUUUGACUUAAAAUUUAGUAAUUUUCAGUUAAAAAUGUGUAUUUUUAAACUGAAAAUGAGCGUUUUUGACUUAAAACUGGCCAUUUUUAUGUGAAACUGAAUUUUUCACCUUUUGAAAAUUGAAAAUCCCGAAAAUUUCGCAAUUUUUGACCUCAAAUUUCGAUUAUUUUUGGCUUUAAAUUCAAUUUUCGAAUAUUUUAUUAAAAAUUCUGAAUUUUUAGCCGAAAUUUUCGAAUUUUCGAGCUAAAAUUUGGAUUUCUAGCUGAAAAGUUGGAAUUUCAAUGGAAAAUUCGAAUUUUAAAACUAAAUUUCCAGUUUUCUAGCUUAAAAAUCAAUUUUUGGAGCAAAUUUUGCAUUUUUCAAGUCAAAAACGCGCAUUUUUCGAGUUUUGACGUUAAAAUGUAAAUUUUCGGCUUUAAAAAUGGCAAAUUUGCUCCAAAAAUUGAUUUUCAAGCUAGAAACCUGGAAAUUUAGUUUAAAAUUUUGAAUUUUCUAUUGAAAUGCCAAUUUUUCAGCUAGAAAUUCAAUUUUUGGCUCAAAAAUUUGAAUUUUCACUCAAAUUUUCAAUUCUUAACGUAAAAUUUUAGUUUUUUAUUCAAAAAUCCAUUUUUUUUUUGCCUAAAAAUUUGGAUUUUUCACGAUUUUCCCUGCAAAAAUGGUGUUUUAUAGGAUUUUUCUUUGUUAUUUUAUUGUUUUUAUUUUUUUUAUUUUCAAAUUGUUUGUUUCAACGCAAAAAUUAUUCAGAA
Caenorhabditis elegans is the source of this 2140-nucleotide messenger RNA. It is a transcript of the gene mrpl-45, whose product is annotated as Large ribosomal subunit protein mL45. Gene Ontology annotation, cellular component: mitochondrion. The transcript is spliced from 5 exons. Bases 10 to 1083 code for a protein of 357 amino acids. The record is from RefSeq and is marked reviewed. NCBI's taxonomy places the organism in Eukaryota, Metazoa, Nematoda, Chromadorea, Rhabditida, Rhabditidae.